AUGUCCGCUUCCUCUUCCUCCUCCUCCACCACCAUCACCAACACCCUCGAGGCUUCUCGCCUCAAGUACCCUCGAGACAGCAAGUACCGCUUCAAGCGCAACGCCGCUCCGACCGACCAGGACACCUGCGACGGCACGGCUGCCGGCCUCACCAAGUACCAGAUCAAGCGCGCGCGUGGCGCCGACGCCCCUGGACCCAGCGCCGACAUGUACGACGUCUUCCUCGCCGCCUCCGCGGCCCUCCACAAGCAGCGCGAGCGUGAGGUCGCCGACCUCAAGCAAGCCGCCGCACAGAAGGAGGUUGACAACGGCAACCUCAAGAGCGAGUACCAGCGCCGUCUCUCCGAGCUCGAGGCUCGCGACCAAGCCAAGCAGCAAGAGGUCGAGCAACUGCAGAAGCAGUGUGUUGUGGGGAUUGCUGCCGCGAAGAGCGAGUGUGAGCAGCUCGUAGACCAGGUGAAGCAGGCCGCUCAGCGCGAGAUUGACGAGUUGCGUGAGGGCAAGGCGCGUGUCGAGCAAGAGCUGGCGGAGCAGCAGAGCUCAUUCAAGGCCAAGUGCGAGAAGGCGGAGAAGAUCCACUUGAAACUGAUGGCCGAGAAAGAGCAGGAGGUGAUGAGAAGGGCCGAGCAGCGCCACAAGGAGCUUUUGGCGAAGCACGAGGAGGAGGAGGAGAAGCGCUUCGGCGAGGAGAUGGAUCUUGUCAUCGAGGAUGUCUCCAAGAAGGAUGAGGAGAUCAAGGCGCAGAAGAAGCAGAUCGAGUAUUUGAUCGCCAAGGUUCGAAUGGAGAAGAAGGAGAAUAAGCGUCUGGUGAAGGAGAACAAGAAGCUUGACAAGGCCCUCGAGAAGAGCGACGACAUGACCUUGAAGUACAUGAGGUUGGUGUAUGUGGAGACGGGCAAGAGCGAAGAAGUCCUCAAGGAGGCGCUUGAGAAGGAAGAGGAGAACGAGCGACUCCUGCAACACGUCGACAUGCUGAAGGCGGACAUCAAGAGCGGCGUAGGCGCAGCGGGUGAGCUGCUGGAGAAGACCACGCUGAAGGGCAACGAGAACCGCAAGAAGAUGCCAAGCGAGAAGCGCAACAGCGCAAAGAUGGGCGCCGCACGCACGAGAGCCGGCACCGCGCCAAAGGGCGUCCAGAAGGCCAAGUACACCAACAAGGACGCCCUGAAGAAAGCUCUCGAUCUCCUCGACAACGGCGACGACGAGUGCUUCGACGACGAUCUCGAUGCCAUGCCCACUGACGACGAGUCGGAGAGCGAGCAGGCGACACCGAAGUGCGCACACCUCAAAGACAGAGGUCUGAAUGCUACUUUCGGGCUCAUCUCGCCCCCAGACAGCGAGAGGGACUUGUCCAUGGUCCAAUAG
Molecule: messenger RNA, 1365 nt
Organism: Zasmidium cellare ATCC 36951
Lineage: Eukaryota; Fungi; Ascomycota; Dothideomycetes; Mycosphaerellales; Mycosphaerellaceae
Exons: 2
Coding region: 1-1365 (454 amino acids)
Source: RefSeq, a predicted model, not a curated record